This is a messenger RNA of Fukomys damarensis (Damara mole-rat), 4198 nucleotides long. RefSeq names its product torsin-1A-interacting protein 2. Gene Ontology annotation, molecular function: ATPase activator activity. The transcript is spliced from 8 exons. Gene Ontology annotation, cellular component: membrane; endoplasmic reticulum. Bases 989 to 2392 code for a protein of 467 amino acids. Lineage: Eukaryota; Metazoa; Chordata; Mammalia; Rodentia; Bathyergidae. The record is from RefSeq and is a predicted model, not a curated record. Gene Ontology annotation, biological process: endoplasmic reticulum organization; membrane organization.
GAUGUCUGCAGUCCUGUCAGCUCCUGGAGAGACUCAAUUCUGGGCUCUUUUGUUUGGUUGCUAGGACUUUAAGCAGCUCCGGAGGAGGGCCUAGCUUUAGUAGCGGGUCAAGGGUGUAGAGUUGGGGGAAGAGAAGGCCGGAGGCGGAGAAGAGUGCCUACCCUUCCCGGCGUUCCUCGGGCCGGCGCCUCCCCUCUCUGUGGAGGUGGCUGUCACAUGGGCGGAGCUAGACGACAUUUCUGCGGCUGCAGUGUAGGAGUGCGUCCCGGUGUCCUGGAGCGGAAGGAAUACCAGAGGCCAAAGGGCUCCCCUGAUGCUGACAGUUCCACGACCUAAAAUCCCACUAGAAUUUGUCUUACAGAGCGGAUCCCUCCCCACCCCCACCUCCCAAAGGCACAAACAGAAAACAAGUACUGGGCAUUGAAUGUAGGGCCUCAUCCAUGCUAAGCAGGUACUCUACUACUGAGCUACAUCUUCAGGACUUUUUUAAUUUUUGAGAUAGUCUCAUUAAGUUACCCAGAAUGGCUUCCAACUAGCCAUCCUCUUGCUUCAACUUGAGACAUAGGUAUGUGACGCAUUCCCAGAUCCUUCAGCCAACUCAACAUCAGCUACUUCUUUGUGAUUGGGUCCAGAUUAAGGUUCUCCCAAGACAGACUUCAUUGGAUCCACGUUCAAGAAGACUGCCAGGGUUUCCUGAGUCCCCUACAUCGCUGUAAAGUGCCAAGGCCUUAAGACUUGGUUACGUGUAUUACAACAGCAAGAGUGCCAGCACCAGGAAAAGACUCAUUGGACCUCUCAGCUUCUCUGUAUCACCAAAUGUAAUAACCUUAUCAACAAAGUAGAUCACGGUAUAGAACCCUUGUUUCCUGGUUUCUAGGAAGCAUGAGUCUGUUGAGAUGUGGGACAAGAAGGAAACAAGAUAUCUUCACAAAUAAACCCAGGCACUAAAAAGAAGUAGUCCAAACUCUUAACUCGAUAGAACACAACCAUGAUGGACAGUGGACUUCCGGAUCCUCCAGAGGAGACUCAAAAGAAUUUGGAAAAUGAUCCAUCAGUAAAUUCCGAGGAACAGGAAACCACAGUCACAGCAAAUUCCUCUGAAGAAUCUCAGACACCAUCCCCCGCCUCUGAUCUUAAAGACCACCAAGAGCUACAGGCAGAAGGUUCAGAAAGUACAGAUAUAGGUGAGAAAUCAGAAAGUUCAAGUGAAACAGAUUUUGGGAACUGUUCAAAAGAUAAAACAGAGAAUGAGAACAACCUGAGUUUUCAGGAUGGGAAACAAAAGGAUCACCUCCCUUCAGAAAAUCUGGGUAAAGAACCCUUGGAUCCAGAUGCUAAUCAUUCUCCAAGUGCCAAGGGAGGAAGAGCAAAUGCAAACUUCGGAAGCUGCUCUACCUCCCUCCCUGAGGAAGUAAAUGACAGAACCGAAGCUUCUCAGGAGCCAUCUACUACAGACUCCCAGGAGGCCAGAGCUCCCAGCCAUUCCAGAGCAGAGAGUCAGGAUUUACUGAGGAAGCGACUGCCUUCACCAGAGGCUGAAAGUCAUGAACAAGAAACACGAACACUGGGAGAAAACAAAGAGAUUGCACAGGAUACUAUAAAAAAGGUUAAGAAAAAGAGUUUUUGGAACUAUGGCCCCAUGUUUAUUGGCUUCCUGGUUGUGGCUUUUGUGUUAAGUUCUGUUAGUAGCUACUAUUCAUCUCCAGCCCAGCAAGUGCCCCCAAAUCCAGCUUUGGAGGCCUUCUUGGUUCAGUUUCGCCAGUUAAAGGAUAAAUUUCCAGGCCAGAGUUCCUUCCUGUGGCAGCGAGGACGUAAGUUUCUCCAGAAGCACCUCAAUGCUUCAAACCCCACCGAGCCAGCCACCAUCAUAUUUACAGCAGCUCAAGAGGGAAGAGAGACCCUGAAGUGCCUGAGCCACCAUGUUGCUGAUGCCUAUACCUCUUCCCAGAAAGUCUCUGCCAUUACAAUUAAUGGGGCUGAGAGAGCCUUGCAGGACAGUGACACAGUCAAGCUGUUUGUUGACUUGGAGCUGAGCUAUGGAUUUGAGAAUGGCCAGAAGGCUGCUGUGGUACACCACUUUGAAUCUCUUCCUGCAGGCUCCACUUUGAUCUUCUACAAGUAUUGUGAUCAUGAGAAUGCUGCCUUUAAAGAUGUCGCCCUUGUCCUGACUGUUCUACUGGAAGAAGAAACAUUAGAAGCAAAUGUAGGCCCAAGAGAAACUGAAGAAAAAGUGAGGGAUUUACUCUGGGCCAAGUUUACCAACUCAAACACCCCCAGCUCCUUCAACCACAUGGAUUCAGACAAAUUGAGUGGGCUGUGGAGCCGUAUUUCACAUCUGGUGCUGCCCGUCCAGCCAGUGAGGAGCAUAGAAGAACAAGGGUGCUUUUUAUAAAGCUAAGCACAGAGUUGGUUAUGGAAGGCCUCAGCUUAUGAAAAAGUCAGUUUAAAAGGCCUUUAAAAGGAGGUUGAUAAAUGUGAGGGAAUAGCCUGAGAAACACAAGUGAACUAAUUUUAGAAAGGAAGCUUAUGUUUUACUAUUUGUAAAAUCUUUCUAAUGUAAGCUUUGAGAAAGCUAAAAAUCGACAUGACGUGAUUUUCUUUGCCUUUUCAAGCAAAUCAGAUUUAAAAUAUUGUAUAUAAAACUAAGGAAUUUUUUAAAACCCAAAGAUAAUAGCAACAGAACCAUUGUACAGGAAGAUAUUCUCAGAGUAACUACAGCGUGAGUUUUGCUUUCUUGAGUAAGACUCUGAAGAUCUAUUUGGAUAGUCUUUGGAGUAAAGUCCAUAUACUAUUAUUAAGCAGUGGUAAUUUUUAGAAAAUGUUUGUAUUACACGUUGAAUAUUUUUUAAACUCACUUUAAUUGUUGUAGGAUUAUGUCUUAUACUUAAUUUACACUUAAGUGGUAUGAAAAAAGAAAUAAUAAUUUAAACCAUUAAAUCUUUAUCUAAUACUAUGUAAGGCACUGUACUUUAAUUCUGUUAGGGAGCUGAGGUAAAGACAGCUAUGUUCAAAAAAAUAUUCUUAAAUAUUGGAGUGAAUGGGGAAAUUGAUUAUUAUGGAAAUUAGGAAGUCCUAGGUAGCUGCAUCUUUCCUUCAGCUUUCUUGAAUGACUUUUUUUUUGGGGGGGGUACCAGGGAUUGAACUCGGGCCCUUGUGCUUGUGAGGCAGGCGCUGGAACCACUGACCUAAAUCGCCGGCCUUUGAAUGACUUUUGAAUAGUGGUUCUUGAACUACCAGCACGUCUCCUCUCUCUCAUUAGUUCUGCUUUUGACUGUUUUAUAUGUUGGGGUUCUGUGUAAGAUUCCAUUGGGACAAGGAGUUUGACAAUAUUGAAGUUUGAAAACGAUUAAGUGAGAAAAUAUCUUAGAGAUAGGAAGUAAGUAGAAAAAAUUAUUCAGAGUAUUAAAACAUGAAUAGGAAGAGAAAAUAGAAGUUUAUAGAGCAAAAAUAGUUGCUGAGCAAAAUGUAUAAGCUAGCAUAACAUUUUUCUGAUGCUUUUGUUCAUGUCCAUUAAACACUUCUGUCCAUGCUGAAUAGAGUUUUUAUAAUUGUCUAGGAUUAAAAAAAACCAGUCUCUUUCUUUCUUUUGUGUACUGAGACUUGAACCCAGAGAGAGCACAGCUACAUCAUCAGCCUUUUAAAACUUAGACAGUAUCUCACUAAUUAUCCUAGGCAGACCAUGAACUUGGUAAUUCUCCUUCCUCAGUUUCCUGAGUAUCUGGGAGUACAAUUGUGUUCUACUGUGUCUGGCAGAAGUUGAUAACCAAUUUUCAUAGUAGCUCUUAUAUGGGCACUUUGGUAUAACUUUACCAAGUGGUUUAUUUGCUGCACUGUGAUAAACUUUUGUAAUGCAGCUCAUUUCUUGACAGAAGUACCAUUUUGUUAAAAAUUAGAUGCAGAAGAUGUUAAUUUAGUGAGAAAAAGCAAAAAUGGUAGAUAUGCAGAAGUUUUAAUAGCCCAAAUCAGUUGUUAGACCAUGUUCUUUGAAUGUAAGAAAGAUUUAGAACAGUGUGUAUGGAUAGUAAUAGUUGAUUAUAUUUGAGCUCUGAAAGCAGAAAUUAGUAAAAUCAUCCAGACCUAUCAGAGUGUGUUCCAAUACAUGGUCUAGGAAUGUUUUUACUAAGUUUUGGCCUCACUACUUUUUUUUUUGGUACCGGGGAUUGAACUUGGGACCUUGUGCUUGUUAGGCAGGUGGUGG